UUUCUAACCGGAAAGGGGCGGGGACAGUUGUAACGUUAGCAACCACGCCGAGCGACGGGCGACGGUUCUCGUUAACGUGAAGGAUUUUUUCUCUCCUCCUCACAGAAAUGUGUCCGAACACACACUGAAUCCGAGUCUCUUGCAGACGCCGAGUCCGAUUCGGGUCCACCGGAGAAGCCUUUUUCUUGUCCUACUGUAGCGCGGACCUGUGGGUGAGCGAUGCCACUGGUGUCCAGCUGUGACUGCCCCCACCUGGACUGUGUGGGGGAAAUCACCAAGGAGGAACUCAUCCAGAAAUCCCAUGGCCAGUGCCAAGACUGUAAAGUUGGAGGACCAAAUUUGUGGGCGUGUUUGGAGAACGGCUGCGCAUAUGUUGGAUGUGGAGAAUCUCACACCGACCACAGCACUGUCCACUCGCAGGAGACGCGGCACAACCUGACGGUGAACCUGACCACGCUUCGAGUGUGGUGCUACGCCUGCGGCAAGGAGGUUUUCCUGGAGCGCAAACUCGGCCCGCACUCGCCCCAUGCCAACAGCAAGCCCCUCCCCUCGCCGCAGAGCGCCGGGCAGGAUGGCAGCAGGGCCCCCGGGAGCCCCACCUCUCUGAGAGUGCCCCCUAAUGGAGGCAGUGAAGACCUGGACAUGGAGACCGAGGAAGAGGACGACGUGCGGGCCAGAGGCCUGACCGGGCUGAAGAACAUAGGCAACACCUGCUACAUGAACGCUGCCCUCCAGGCUCUGUCCAACUGCCCGCCGUUGACACAGUUCUUUCUUGAAUGCGGUGGCCUGGUGAGGACUGACAAGAAGCCUGCACUCUGCAAAAGCUACCAGAAGCUUGUUUCAGACCUGUGGCACAAGAACAGGCCCUCCUACGUCGUCCCAACCAACUUGUUCCAGGGGAUAAAAUCCAUAAACCCCAUGUUCAGAGGAUAUUCUCAGCAGGACUCCCAGGAGUUUUUGCGCUGCUUGAUGGAUCAACUCCACGAGGAGCUGAAGGAGUCGCUGCCCGAGCCUUACGACCAGUCCAGCGGCGUCACGGUGGACGACGGCCCCGAGGAGGACAACCGCAGUCAGUCGGACAACGACUUCCAGUCGUGCGAGUCCUGUGGCAGCAGCGAGCGAGCUGACAACGAGGCGCAGGUCGGGAACGUGCGCGUGGACGACACCAACGAGGCCGAGAUGCUGAUUCCCGAGCAGGACGAGAUACAGACCAACAGGGAGUGGCAGAAGGAGAAGAACAUGAUCAAUGAUCUUUAUCGUGCCGGAGUUCACGGUGUUAUGGGCGGGAGCUCCGGAGGGGACGUGGACAAAGACGUUGACACCACCACUGAGAACACACCCAUCAUCAGCAGCCAGGGGGCCAUCAAGGUUCAGGGCAGAACAUCAGAUUCGUUCCCCGAUAUCCAGAUGUCUAGCACCACAAGGCAGCAGAGCCCAGUCCCAAUGGAGGGACACAUUUCCAAAAUCUCCAGCAGCCCCCCCAAAGCUGCCUCCGGCUGGCCCAGCCUGAACCCUGCACACAAGAAAGCAGUGACCACAUUCUCCCCACCAAAGAACAAGCGUCAGAAGAAAUACCGCAGUGUCAUCUCGGAUGUGUUCGAUGGGACCAUUGUCAGCUCAGUUCAGUGCCUCACCUGCGAUCGAGUGUCCGUGACCCUGGAGAACUUCCAGGAUAUCUCGUUGCCCAUUCCAGGGAAGGAAGACCUGGCCAAGCUCCACUCCUCCACCCACCAGACCUCCAUGGUAAAAGCAGGCUCCUGCGGGGAAGCUUAUGCACCACAGGGCUGGAUCGCUUUCGUCAUGGAAUAUAUCAAGAGUUGGUUCUGGGGUCCGGUGGUCACGCUACAAGAUUGUCUUGCAGCUUUCUUUGCCAGAGAUGAACUCAAGGGAGACAACAUGUACAGCUGUGAAAAAUGCAAGAAAUUACGAAACGGAGUCAAGUUUUGUAAAAUGCAAAGUAUGCCAGAGAUCCUGUGUAUCCACUUGAAGCGCUUCAGACACGAGCUGAUGUUCUCCACCAAGAUAGGCACCCACGUCUCCUUCCCGCUCGAGGGCCUGGAUCUGCAGCCCUUCCUGGCCAAAGACAGUUCUGCACAGACCACCAACUACGACCUGCUGUCAGUCAUCUGUCACCACGGCACUGCCAGCAGUGGCCACUACAUAGCCUACUGCAGGAACGAUGCCAACAAUCUGUGGUAUGAAUUCGAUGACCAAAGUGUGACCGAGGUGUCAGAAUCCUGCGUCCAGAAUGCUGAAGCUUAUGUGCUCUUCUAUAAAAAGAGCAACGAGGAAGCGCUGAAGGAACGUAGGAGGGUGUCGGGUUUAUUCAGCAUGAUGGAGCCCAGCCUUCUGCAGUUCUACAUCUCCCGCCAGUGGCUUAACAAGUUCAAGACCUUCGCUGAGCCGGGGCCCAUUUCCAAUGACGACUUCCUGUGUUCGCAUGGAGGUGUGCCACCCAACAAAGCAACGUUCAUCGAUGACCUGGUGAUAAUGCUGCCACAGAACGUGUGGGAUCACCUUUAUAGCAGGUAUGGAGGGGGACCAGCCGUCAACCACCUGUACGUUUGCCACACGUGCCAGGUCGAGAUAGAAAAACUGGAGAAACGGCGGAAGUCGGAGCUGGACAUGUUCGUCCGGUUGAACAAGGCGUUCCAGGAGGAGGAGUCUCCGGUGGUCAUAUACUGCAUCAGCAUGCAGUGGUUCCGGGAGUGGGAGGGCUUUGUCAAAGGAAAAGACAACGAUCCCCCAGGAGCCAUUGAUAAUUCCAAGAUAACAGUAAACAAGAACGGCCAUUUAACACUCAAACAAGGAGCUGACUCGGGGCAGAUCUCCGAAGAGACGUGGAACUUCCUCCACUCCAUCUACGGAGGCGGUCCGCUGGUGACGGUGCGGCCAAACGUCACCCACCAGGAAGCCGAGUCGUCACAGUCCGAGGAAAAGAUCGAGAUGGAGACGCGCUCUGUUUAAACAAGCACUUGAGAUCAAAACCGUGGAAUAACAUUUGAGAAAUUAUAAUUUUUUAUUUUGCACUUGACUUUUAUUUCAAAAGCAUUCGAGCAAAGGACCUCAUCUUUUUACGGCAACACGAAAGCCUUUGACAGCUGACAGAUGGAAAAAUAACAUGUCUAAAAAGAAAGGUUUGUCAUUUUGUACAAAUAUGUAUAAAGAGCUCUUCAAUUUCUAUUUCACUGUAGUAUUCAUGUGUCAUGUUGUUUUCAGAACCAAGCAUUUAACGUAUGUGCAGCUAAAAAAAGAAUUUCCACUGAAUGCCAUAUUUCCUUCUUUUUCUUCUUUCCUUGACCAAAUGAGCACAUAUUGUUUGUCCAAGUGUCUUGUGUUGCUGAUAUCAAUGAAUCACAAUACUUUUCUUUUUUUGCUGUAGAUAUAUCACAUUUUUCCUGUUGUAAGAGAAUAAUGUUCAAUGAAUGGCAAUUAGAGCAAAGUGUGACACUUUGACAGUGAUGAAAAUCCUGAGGUUAUGAAGGGACUAAUUAUUGACUAGUCUCAGGUAUGAAUUUUGUGUUUUGCACUGCUCUGUAUACGUACAAAUUGGCAUGCACACGCAUACGUCUGGUUUGUAUUUGAAUGUACCAGUACUGAUAAACGACAGUGGGUUCGGUCAGGAUUCAGCACUUGGUUUAUUUAUCACAGAAGGGACUUAUUCAAUAUAAUAUUGAUAGAUAUUUUUUCCCGUAAUAUAAGAAUAAUAAUAAGUGGCAGGCAAAGUCUGUUAAGAAUGCAUGCUUUAACACCCAGUUUAACGUCACAUGUAAAAUGCAAGAAGCUGCUCAUGAAAUGUGCACGAUCUGGAUCUAUCUUCACUAAACUACAGCUGGAGGAAGCAUAUAGCAGUACAUCAUCAUCAUCAUCAUAAUCAAUCUCAGUCAUUAAAAGGCAUUAUUUCUCUUUGUGUAUGGGCAUGGCGUUGCUUCAUGUGCUGGCUGACAGGGUGCAAACAGAACGCUGUACUGUUAAAGUAUGUGCACAUGUCACUUGAGUAAAGAGAUCCACCCUGAUUUUUUUUUUUGCCUGCUGGCACUAUAUUAAAAAAACUUGAUGAAAACCUC
Scophthalmus maximus (turbot) is the source of this 4067-nucleotide messenger RNA. RefSeq names its product ubiquitin specific peptidase 33 (gene usp33). The record is from RefSeq and is a predicted model, not a curated record. Gene Ontology annotation, biological process: protein deubiquitination. The transcript is spliced from 24 exons. Gene Ontology annotation, molecular function: cysteine-type deubiquitinase activity; zinc ion binding. NCBI's taxonomy places the organism in Eukaryota, Metazoa, Chordata, Actinopteri, Pleuronectiformes, Scophthalmidae. Bases 220 to 2967 code for a protein of 915 amino acids.